Neoarthrinium moseri is the source of this 312-nucleotide messenger RNA. RefSeq lists its product as uncharacterized. Lineage: Eukaryota; Fungi; Ascomycota; Sordariomycetes; Amphisphaeriales; Apiosporaceae. The record is from RefSeq and is a predicted model, not a curated record. Gene Ontology annotation, molecular function: long-chain fatty acyl-CoA binding. The transcript is spliced from 2 exons. The coding region runs from base 1 to 312 and encodes 103 amino acids. Gene Ontology annotation, biological process: fatty acid metabolic process.
AUGGUCGCCCAGUCCGAAGCUUUCAAGAAGGCCGUCGUCGACUCCAAGAAGUUGACCUCCAAGCCCAGCAACGAUGACCUCCUGGAGAUGUACGCCCUCUACAAGGUCGCCACCGGCGAGGAUAUUGCCUCGGCCCCCGCGCCCGGCAUGUUCGACCUGAAGGGCAAGGCCAAGAAGAACGCGUGGCAGAAGGUCGUCGACGACGGCACCACCCCCGAGCAGGCCCAGGAGAAGUACGUCGCCCUGAUCGAGAAGGCCAAGGCCGAGUACGGCUUCGACGAGAACAAGGCCCCCGAGGCCGUCGGCGCAUAA